Messenger RNA from Dunckerocampus dactyliophorus (ringed pipefish), 1096 nucleotides. It is a transcript of the gene spag8, whose product is annotated as sperm associated antigen 8. Gene Ontology annotation, cellular component: nucleus; cytoplasm. The record is from RefSeq and is a predicted model, not a curated record. NCBI's taxonomy places the organism in Eukaryota, Metazoa, Chordata, Actinopteri, Syngnathiformes, Syngnathidae. Gene Ontology annotation, biological process: positive regulation of transcription by RNA polymerase II. Bases 117 to 671 code for a protein of 184 amino acids. The transcript has 6 exons. Gene Ontology annotation, molecular function: microtubule binding.
UCCGCCCUCUGUAUUCAGAGGACACGAGUUUAACUUUAAAAGCAGUUCGUAGUUCAGACAUUUAUUCAUUCACAGACAUAUUAUUGUUGUUAUUAGACAUUUGUCCUACAGAUGCAAUGUGGACCGAUAUGGACGAGAACGAGGCAGAGGAUAUAAAUCAACAAGACAACGACGCAGACGAGAAGAGUAAUGCAGCUGAUGAGUUGGAGGAGACGAGGGGACACACACAGAAAAGAGGACACGGGGGAGUUUUCAACAUAAACCCGGGGGCUACAAUGGAGAAGAUCACCACUCUGAGGGCUGCAUUUGCCCCUCCCAGGAGUCCAGGGGUGAGGCUGCGGGGCAUCAGGUCCGAGCUUUUGGAAAGAAGAAUUGCUCAGAUAAUGAGAGAGAAGAUCCAUGCUGAACGGAACCCACCACUACCCCAAACUGACUUUGCCACCAUAACCCAGAGGGAUUUUCGAGUUGACGGAUUUAUCCCCCAAACUACUAAAAUCACACACCUUCAUGAUUAUAAAACCGAGCAGGCCAUCAGCUACUGGAGUGAAAAUUACCAGCAGAUACAGGGUGUGAGUGCAGUAGAAAGCCCGAAUACUCCCUUCAGAAAGUGCGCCCAGUUCUCCACACCCAUUGAGGAGCAACGGGAAGAAAUUGAGCUCACCAUCGAGUAAUUGUCACUAGCUGCUUUUUAAUAACGUAGAGAAGAUUGUGCUGGUGUGCUUGCACUGUAGACAUUUCUGCCGAUGCAGAGCCUCACGAGUCAUGAUGAAAAACAAUGAUAACAUAAAAUAAACAUUUGUCCAUUGAACUGUAUUGUAAAUGCAUUUUCUGUAGGAUUUUUUGUUGUUUUCUUUAACAUUUUCUUGCCUAAUUUCCCUAAUUUGCACAUUUCCUGAUCAAUAACAGGGCACAAACCUGAGAUGCCGUGAGCAUCGCUUCUCGGCUUAGUGCGCAAGCCUUGCCUACCCAGUUGGAUCAUGGCGCCUGCCAGUUCGUGUUGUCAGCAUGUCGCCAAUAAUAUAAUGUUGAAACAUUUAUUAUACACCAGGCACGUGCACAUAUAGACCCCUCGCGGUGCUCAAGCGCCUGCCUUUAG